UAUUUUAAUUGGUGGUAAAUUAUUUUGUAAAACAUGUCUUUUAUAAAUCAGGUCGGCAUUUGUCCCUCGGUCCAAGAACUUAUAAUGUUAGAGACUUCAGUGACUUCACUACAGCUCUGGAUGAAUUUUCGAGAUGCAUGGAUCACCAAACCAAAGCUAUUAAAGGCUGGCAACACUUUGCCGACUCUCUGAAUGUUCCUGCCGAUGUAAUACAUGUAUGCAGUCUGUGUAUGGAAUCUUCCAGUGCGACAAUAAAGUUGUKUAAAUACCUGGAGACAACUAAGCCUCAUAUGACUAUUGGCGAUCUUUGCACUGUCUUAACAAGAAAUCCGGAGAGAGCUCGGCAUGACUUGGACAAAAUGCUUAAAGAUUCAGACUUAAGCAAUGAAUGUAAGGUGUCAGAAGCUAUCACCAAUUCCACAUCCAACAUCAUGGAUAAGAUUGCAUCUAAGCUUGAUUCGGCUUCACCAUCAAUAUGUACGUGGUUGGACGUUGGUCUUGAGAUUGGAAUACCCCGUGACAUAUUACAGCAAAUGGAAAAGGACCCUACCUGCAAUCCAACUGAAAAGUUGUUUAGAUGUCUUUAUACAACCGGUGCACGAAGUGUCAAAGCAAGUGUAGUAAUUGAUUACCUGACGCAGAUGAAUAGGUGGGAUAUUCUUGAAGAACUCAAAGAAAUAUCACAAUCAUUAGAAUUUGAUUCCAAAGAUGCUAAAGACAUUUUCAAACUUGACUCAAAAGUUCUUGAUAGAAUGUCCAGGAGGUUAAAUAAAGAUUCUCCAGGUGUGGAAGGCUGGAAGGGGCUUGCAAGUCGUUUUCUAUCUGACCAGUACAUGGAUGAUCCAGAUAUCAUUUCCAAGCUGGAGCCACCACAUCAGCAUGAAAUCCAUAGCCCAACUAAGAAAGUCAUAGAAUGGCUUACUGCAAACAAGCCAGAAGUCACUGUUAAUGAGCUAAUUCAAAAAUGUAGAGAAAUUGGUCGUAAUGAUGCUGCGAAAAUCCUGAGUAAGCACUAUAAUGUUGAACCUUCUUGUGAURAGCCAGGAAGCCCAAAAUCUCCUUCUCCGGUACAAGAAACAACUACAGCAAAAGAUAACAUUCAUAUGGAUAGUUCGAAAAGCUUUGGUUUACCCUGUAAGCCAACCACAAAAAUGAUUGGGCGCGCARAUAAACAGAAAGAAUUGGUUGAUGAGAUUUUAAGUGGGAAUCAUCGCUUGAUUGUACUCCAUGCUGCCACAGGAUACGGGAAGGAAAGACUAGCAGUUGAAACAGCCUAUCAACUCAUAAAAAUAGAACAUGAUUACGCAUGCAUUUAUGUGUCUUCUGAUGAUAUCUUAACCGUCGAAGACCUCGCUAUCAAGAUCUUGAMAACUUGUGGAAUUCCAGCUCCAUCAUUUGGCGAAAGAGAAAAAGUACAGGAGCUAUUCAAAGUUGUCAAGAGAAAAUGCCUUCUUAUUUUGGAUAACUUYGAUCACUCCUUCCAUGCUGACGAUAYGAGAAAUGACAGUAUGGACAGCAGCACAAGUACCACAGAGAAGCCCAGCACUCCUGGAAAAUCAACCACCGGCCCACUUAUGACUUACGAGAGUGGCAUUGUUCCAUUCGGCAAGAAUCACGGCUGUGCAGCUUGUCGUGAGAGUGAUCCAACUUACAGAAAUCCAAAACAUUUUCCCUGGAAAAAUACUACCAGAAAGGAGGAAUUACAAAAGUUUAUCGAAGAUGUGUUGAGAUUUACCUCAAACUUGACAAUUCUUGCUACAACCUGGGAGUWUYUCUCUGCYASCGUUCUCACCAAAGAUAUCCAAUUGCUGCCACUGACAUGGUCCGAUUCAAAAGAGCUUUUUUUAAAUAUGUGUGAGUCAGAAGUACACGGAAUCGAAAGAUCCAGUAUCCCAAGUGGUCUUUUAAACUCCAUCCUAGAAUGCUGUUGCGGUAUACCGCAACUUCUUCUUAACGCAGUGGUCAUUGUCAAAAGAGUUGGAAUUGAAACAUGUGCAGAUCAUCUUGCUUCUAGUACACCUGAGCAACAACUUAAGAUGUUGUGUAAGAGUAGACUGAGUCCAAAUGAACGUUUUUAUCGCUGCCUUGACAUUUGCUUUGAUCGCCUUGACAGCAUUUCACAAAAUGUUCUUAUGAUGAUUUCAGUGUUCCCUGCAGGAUUCUUCACACUUGACAAGGCUGCAUCGAUAUUCAAAAAGGAAGUUAAGGGAGGGUUGAUUGAUUUGAUGAACUUCAGCUUCCUGUCAUAUAACCAAGAGMGAAAGGCGUACUACUUGAGCCCUGCCAUGAGAUCGUUUGCAAUCUAUAAAGCAACACACGAACCACCGACCUCUUCUGGARCUGACUCCACCGAUUUUGACGCUACGUACAAGGCUGCGAUCACACAGUUUGUGUGUUACACAUUUGACUGCACCUUAAAGAUUGAAAAUGAUUUCUUCAGCACUUGCAGUGCAGAUGCCAUCCGUAAAUUCAGAGAACAAGAGGCAAAUCUAAGAGAAAUAGCAAAUUGGUUCAUGUCUGAUAGAUUCCCCAAAGAUCCUGAAAUGAAGAACCUCAAGUGCUACAUCAUUGAAUCGUUCAUGGAAUGUUACUUGAUCAACAUCAAGGUCAUGGAAAGAAGUUUAUUGAAAACCAUCCUGCGUACGAUUCUAAGGUUUUGUCGAGAUGAAGAAGGCAUAGAUUCAAAGAAAAAAGAAACAAAGAAGCAAUACGUCGAAUGUCUAACCUAUGGCGGGGUUACAUGCAUUUURGGUUGUCUCUGUGUGCCCCAAUUAUGUCCAAUUGCUCUGGAUCAAGCAAAGUGGUGCUUUGAUGAAGUUCUGAAGGSAUUAUGCAGCAACGCUAAGACGAUUUCUAGUUAUAAGAAACAGCUARAACUUGUGUCUAAUUGCAAGAUCAUGWCCAAGGGAKCCCAAACUCAAUUCCUUCUMAAGUAUGGCAAGUGUUUGGUUCGUCUAGGACUUAAGGAUGAAGGAUUGGAAUUCGUCGAAAACGGGAUURAAAUACGCGAGAAAGUGUUCAAGAAAUCAAAAUUCACGAAAGAUCGCGUUAUGGUGGCGGUGGGUUACAACGAUCUUGCAAGUGCCUACAGUUACAACAAUGAUUCGAAUGAAAAAGCCAUUCAAAUAAGAAUAACCAAAGUCCUACCGAUUUAUGUAGAGCAUCUUGGCUGUCAUCCCUUCACAGCCAGUGCGCUCAGCCAUUUGGGCCAUGACUACCUUGUACUCGGUUCGUACGAAAAGGCCCUCGAGGCAUGCAAAAAGGCUCUGUCACACAGAAGACGAUUGUUGGGCGAACAUUCUGAAACUGCUCGCUCUCUAUUUGAUAUGGGCCGUAUCUUACGAGAACAAGCGCAAGCGGGUCAARCUGAUCCUGCCGACAAGAAGUCAAAACUURAAGAAGCGCUUUCUUACUUGUUUGAAGCACUUAAAAUGCACCAAGAUCUUGCAUUCACACCUAAAGAAACGGCAAAGAAUCACGUGGAAAUAGCUCGCGUGUUGAAAUCCUUAGGGCRAGAAAAGGAGGCAAAAGAGCACGAGGAAAAAGCAGGAGAUUGGUAUAUGAAGGUAGACCGUUCUCACAUGGGUGAGCCCAUGGAUACGUCAACAAUUUAAGUCAUUUCGUCCACUGCACAUACUAUUCUUCAAAGCACUUUCAGGGUGACAUUGUGAAAGGUUACCGUACCUGUGCCAUCAUAGUUAAUACUAUUCUUGGGUUGCAACCCCCGCAGUGAAAAUUUAUCAUUCGUUAUUAUUCGUUAUUUUCAAAAACCAAUUAGCAAGUCACAAAGAGCAUACUCAGAUUAUCUAGAAUACGAGCUUUUAGUCCUGUAGCUUACUUUUCGAUGAAGAUAUAAGCGAAUAAAGAUUUGAAAAAUUUGGUUAAUAUGUAUGGGGACGCCAUCUUGGAUGAUAACUUUUAUCAUCCAAGAUGGCGUCUGAUUUCAAAUUAACUAAAACUGGUUUCCUUUGUAAAUUUUGGUCAAUUAUGAGUUUAUUUCAAAGAAAAAUUACCUUAAGUAAGUUCUUACGGAGUUGAAAGAAUGACAAGCGACAAGCUUUAUUCACUUCCUUCAGGAUAGUUUAGCUAGUGGUAUUGGGUCAGCACAGCGGUAACUUGAACUGAGAAAACUAUAUAUUACUAAACCAACUGUCGACAGAAAUACACCUAUACUUCCUUUCACUUUGUAUUUAUAAUUCUGUCACAGUUGUUUUUAAAAUCGUAGAUAUCGUUUGAUAUCGCAGUACGAUGCACACACUUCUGUGAUUAUGUUAUUUCGAUUUUUAUGUUAUUUCGAUUUUGAAUUUGCCAAUUUUUCUGAGCCUACUCGUCGCUGAAUUUAUGCGACUUGACAUUCACAUAUUUUAUUCACUUUUUUAUAGCUUUUCAACACAUUUACAUUAUUUUUAGAAAAAGCAUUAAAUUUGGUAAUGUUUUGUCUCGCUUAAAUUCGAAGGCCAGGUUACUUUUCAAGACGGCGCAGGGAACCAUGGGAGAGACUGUUUAGGCGUAGUUGAUAAAACUAAAUCCAUUCGUAGAAUAGAAUAAUGACGUGAAAUCGUUAAAGYRUCUUUAUUAAAUAAGCUAACAAACCAAUUUGGCUUCAAUCAGUUGAAUUUAAAUAUAGUAUUAAGAUUAUACACGCCUCUGUAAAGAGGGAUUUUUUCAAUUUUUUA
Messenger RNA from Exaiptasia diaphana, 4676 nucleotides. RefSeq lists its product as uncharacterized. Gene Ontology annotation, molecular function: protein binding. The transcript has 7 exons. The coding region runs from base 138 to 3614 and encodes 1158 amino acids. Lineage: Eukaryota; Metazoa; Cnidaria; Anthozoa; Actiniaria; Aiptasiidae. The record is from RefSeq and is a predicted model, not a curated record.